AUGUAAUUAUCCUAUUAGUAUCGAAAAUCAACAAGUUCACCUAUUUUAAAAUCUCAUAGUUUACCAACAAUAAAUGAAUUGAAAUUUGCUUUGAGAACUAGGGCAGGAAGUGAUUAAUAGCAUUCAGUCAAAAUAAAUUAGGACAGUUUUAUUGCAUGUAGAUUGUAAAAAUUAUUAUAAUCAGAGUAAUGGCUAUUAAUUCUUUGCUAUAUGUGAUGGUCAUGGUUAAAAUGGGCAUCUUGUUUCAUAAUAUUUAAAGAAAAACAUUCCAAGUAUAAAUCAUGAGAAUUAGUCAUUCUAAAGAAUUAUUUAAAGGACAUGUCCUUAAAUUCGGAAGGUAUAAAUUAAGCAAUAAUUCGUUCAUUCCUUAAAAUUAAUAAAGAUUUAUUUCAGAGUAAUAUCGAUACUAAUUUGGCUGGAUCCACUAUUGUAUCAAUAUUAAUUAAAGAUUAAUAAGUAUAUAUUCAUAUGUAUAUUAAAAUAGAUAUUUUGUUCAAAUGUAGGUGAUUCAAGAGCUAUUAUUUGCUAAAAAGCUAAUACUUGGAUGGCCAUUUAAAUUAGUGUUGAUCAUAAACCAAAUAAUUCAAAAGAAAGAGCUAGAAUCGUAAAUGCCGACGGUCGAAUAUCUUAAAGAAAGAACUCAGAUGGUUAUCCUGCUGGUCCUGAAAGAGUUUACUUAGCAUAUUCAGACACUCCUGGAAUAGCUAUGACUAGAAGUUUUGGAGAUAAAAUUGCAGCUAAGGUUGGAGUCAUAGCCGAACCAGGUAUUACUCAUUAUACUAAAUAAAGAGAUAUUAGAAUUUAGAAGAACGAAAGCUCAUAAAUUUAUUGUACUUGCUUCUGAUGGUGUUUGGGAUUAAUUGACUAAUGAUGAAGUUAUGGAUUUGAUACUUCCUUAUUUUAAAGACAAACAAGUAGAAUUGGCUACUGAAAGAGUUGUAAGGGAAGCUUUUAAUAGGUGGAAACAAUUUUCUAUUUUAAGAGACGAUAUAACUUGUAUUGUAAUUUUUUUAUGA
Paramecium sonneborni is the source of this 1016-nucleotide messenger RNA. The record is from the annotation of a GenBank genome assembly. NCBI's taxonomy places the organism in Eukaryota, Ciliophora, Oligohymenophorea, Peniculida, Parameciidae.